Aspergillus sclerotioniger CBS 115572 is the source of this 888-nucleotide messenger RNA. RefSeq lists its product as uncharacterized. Bases 132 to 665 code for a protein of 177 amino acids. NCBI's taxonomy places the organism in Eukaryota, Fungi, Ascomycota, Eurotiomycetes, Eurotiales, Aspergillaceae. The record is from RefSeq and is a predicted model, not a curated record. The transcript has a single exon.
AGCUGUUUGAUACUUGUGAUUUGUAGCACUCGGUGACCCCCAAAAUCCAGCCAGGCGUCCGACGAACGGCCAUUUGCUUUCCCCCGGCUCCGAUUUGCUGCGCGAGUCUCGUAUUUGCCCAACGUGAAUGGAUGAAUCCUUUUAUCGACGGUAUCUAUCCCGCCGGCGCUUCCACCCCCUGUAGGGGUUACGGUACACACGGUGGCCUCCUCGAGUAUCUGAUACCUGCACAAAGUACGAGGAGCGACUCGGAUCUAUUAAACCUUGCUGUGCGGUCGGCCCAAUCUUCAGCCAGCCGGAUGAUUCUUCCUAAGGAUGAGCGAGUCCGGACGCAUCAGGUUUGCUGCAUGCGGAGUGCAGCAGCUGUAGGUGAUAUUUGGAAGGGUACCUGUACAAACCCACAAGGACAAUGUACAAUGGUACCGAACUCUAUACCUGUCCUCCGUACGGAAGGAUUCAAGAUCAGCUCAGCUAAGACAGUCUCUGUCCCAGCAACGGAAUGUCUCAAAAGCCAAAGGCCAAAGGAUCCCCCGAGCAUUCUAUUUUGUUUUGACGAGAUUUCGCCGAGCCGAAAUGGUCGACCACCAGGAUGCGACCGGGAAGAUUCCCUGUCGCCGGGGACUCCAGACCAUCAACGUCACAGUGCAGCCGGCAAGACGGCAUAAUUCCAGCCAAUAUGAUAGUUCGAAAGUUAGUCCGAUGCCUUGGACAUGGUUAGUCGGUUUCCAUGGGUGAUUGCUUAUCGCAAUCGAGCGAUAUACUUUGGCCCCGGUCGCGAUAGAUCUCCCGCCGUGUAUAGAUCUAUCAACCGGGCGAUGUGUGUGACUGUGACCUGCCGUUGGACAGGUACUAUCUCGAAACUCCCCCAGUGAACCCUAGUUGGACAGA